Acytostelium subglobosum LB1 is the source of this 165-nucleotide messenger RNA. RefSeq lists its product as hypothetical. Lineage: Eukaryota; Evosea; Eumycetozoa; Acytosteliales; Acytosteliaceae. The transcript has a single exon. The record is from RefSeq and is a predicted model, not a curated record. Bases 1 to 165 code for a protein of 54 amino acids.
AUGUUUGAAGUAGGUGUUGGACAAGCAUCAGAUGUAUCCUGUGGAGGAGUUGGAGAUGACAAUGUGGAUGCAGUGGACGAUGCAUUGGUAGUCGUUGUCGUUGUUGUAGACGUUGCUGCAGUCACAUCGUCUACAACCUUUGACUGUGACUCUGAUUGUGAUUGA